AUCAGGUGCAACUUGUAUUGCCGCCAUCUUUAUUGGCAAAUGGAAGACAAAAUGUCUCGACGUAAAGUGAAUGGAUAGGCAUUGUCACAAAUUUAGUUACUGACCAGUUUAGAUUUUGUAUUCUUUAUGAUGGCAUCUGAAGGUGGUGGCAAGAUACGACCUAAACGCAAUCAGGGUGGAAGUAAACCGUAUGAUCGGAAGUCGUCUCUUUUUGGGAAGAUCAAAAGUUCUGUAAAAGACUUACUGAUACCAUCAUGGCUUUCUCGAGGAUCUGGUGACAGUGACACUGAUGUGAACGGCCAGGAAUCUGGAAGACAGGUAUCGCCAACUGGAUAUGCUGGAGGAUUGAAUGAACUCACUGACUUCUCAGGAAUCCUUGAUGGACGAUUAAAUAGUGGAAUAAGUAACGAAAAUCAAGAAGCCAUUGAACCUGCAAUGAACUCUGGAUUAGUCAGACCAAGUAAUGGGCAAGACAAAACUCAGUCAGGAACAUCUUUGGAUACUGCACAGAAGUACCAUGUUCCAACUGUUGGAGUGGGGUCCAGAAGUCAGAGAGAAAGUUGGUUUUCCAAAUAUAAAUCAACCAGUUUCUCUGCUUCUUCAAGUAGUCAUCCAUCAGGCUGUGUGACUGCUAAGGAAUCAACGCACCUUAGAAUGUCUGACUCAUAUUCUACGGAAGAUAACAAAGAGGUGGAAGCCACCCCUAUAAAACCGAUCAUGGUUUCCACUGGAAGCUUCACCAAAUCUUCUGCUGUGCCUGUGUCAAAGAAACAAAGAUUGUGGAGUCCAGAGAUAGCAAGACAAGGGAAGCCAUUCGUUCCACCUUCCACAGAAAAGCCUGCAUUUAACUCACUUUUGUUUGGAAGCCUUAUUAAUAAGAACGAUGCAUCUUUGUUUGGAGACAGUUUUGGGGAAUCUUCAUUUUAUGCUGGAAAGACACGGUAUGGAGGAGCAUCUACAGAAAGAAAGCAAUCAUUGAAUAAAUCACUUCCCUACCAGACAUCAUUACCCCUCAGGAAGCAAGUUAAAGCAAACAAACUGAACAACAGUUAUCAAGCCACUACAAGUGCCACUGCUCAGAGAAUCUUGGAAACACUGGACAGGAUGUCUACCCCACUUGGAGAUGCAAAAAAGAUUCCUACAGCAGAGGCAGCAAACGACUCCAUUUUGUCCUUUACACCCACUUCCUAUAGACGAACAUCCAUUCUGGGAAUGUCCAGUUCUGCAACAAGACCUUUGCAGUUCCCGUCAAGAGGCCCCCCUACAAGUCAGUAUCAAGCAGCUAGUCAAGCUGUGAUUGCUAAAAAUAGAUAUCGGCCUUCAGAAAGAGACCAUCAACACGUCUCAUCAGGGAGUAUUGAAAAAGAGACUUCAGUGGAAAACCUGCAUCCUGGAUUUUCAGUGUCAGUCACUCAGGAGAGCACAGUUGUUCACGAAAAUAAAGAGGAUGCAUCUGGUAAAGAAUCUGAAGCGUCCAGUGUGGGCACAGGUACAGGCAAGAUAAAGACAAAAAAAUUUUCCCAGCAUAUGUCAUCCAAGAAGGAGGAGAAUGAUGAUGCACAAGAGGUACCCAACCUGAGGACAGAUUUUACGCUUCCUGUGGCCAGUAUGGACCCCAUCUCCUUUCAAAGUUUUCCUGUCAAGUCUCACACUGUGGCUCAAACCAGCAUUCCAUUGUCAUCUCUUCAGUCUGAUGUCUCGCCCCUCAAGUUCACCUUUUCAACUCCAAUUCAGGAGAAACGUCAACCUGCCAACUAUCAUACAUUAAACUUUGAGGACAAGGACUUUGUCUUUAGUUCCCCUAUCAAAGCUUCAGCAGCCAAGACUUCAGCAGCCAUGAAUUCAGCAGCCAAGACUUCAGCAGCAGGGGCUGAAGAGGGUGCAAAGACCUCACCAGAACCUGCUGUUGGGGCUUCGUCUGUGGCAGGAAUUGGUGUUUCUUCUGCAGCUUUUUCACCUGCCCCAGUUCCAUCUUGGGGCUCCACUGCUCCAAAGCCAAAGACUUUGUCUCCUGAUAUUGGAGGCACAUCGUCAAGUUUCAAGUCCUAUUCCAAAUGGGGAAGCAGCAAGAGCAACAGUGACAUUUCUGCAGCCUCUGAAAACCCAGGCUUUUCUUUGGCACCGGCUUCCUCACUCAAAUCUGGUUCUGUGAUGGAUAUACUAGGUGAUGGAAAAUCAUUGAGCUCACCAGUUGCACCUGCUUUCCUGAAGACGGAUGAUUUAAUGGCAAAGUUCAAAAAGCCUCCUGGUGCUUGGGACUGUGGGACUUGUAUGCUUGGGAAUACUGCAGGUGCACAGAAGUGUGUAGCAUGCGAAACGCCCAAACCUAGAGCCAGAAAGACUGAUUCCACGACUGUGUUGAAAGCUCCAACAGCCAGUGCCACAAGUACUCCACCGGCCACUGAUGACUUCCUAGCUAAAUUCAAGAAACCUGCAGGUAGCUGGGAAUGUGAUACAUGUAUGCUGACAAACAAGCCAGAUGCUGUGAAGUGUGUGGCUUGUGAGGCACCAAAGCCAGGAGCCAAAUCAUCGCAAGCUGGGGAAGCAGGAAAUAAACCUUCUCUUGGCGCACUGUUCAAGAAACCCUCAGGAAGUUGGGAGUGUGAUACUUGCAUGGUGCAAAAUUCUACUGGGGCUCUUCGUUGUGUUGCCUGUGAUUCUCCGAAGCCAGGACUGCAGUCAGCUGGUGUUGUUCCAAAAUCAUCUAUAAACGGUACUGAUGCACCAGCAGUGAAGUUAAAUCCAGGGGGCGGAUUUUCAAUUAGUCUGCCAGCUGCGACCACUGCAACCACUGUUGGCUCAGGAGGAUUCAAGUUUGGCAACACAGCUGUUACCACCGCUUCUCUUUCCCAUCCUUCUUCCAGUGGCUUUGUAUUUGGCCAAACUUCAGCCCCGUCAAAGACUCCGAUCAGCUCUAGCGAAAACGUCAGUGGUGGGUUCAAGAUCGGGCUCAGUACUAGUAGUGCCUCUGAGGUUGGUGGCAUUAGUGGUUCUUCAUUGUCACAGGCUAAAACAGGAGGAUUUGUGUUCGGUGCUGCCACCUCUGGUAGUUCAGCAUCCUUAACGGACAGUAAAGUGUCACAAGGUUUUCAGUUUGGCACUUCAGGGGGUGAUGUCAGCAGCACACCACUUAGUGGUAGGAGCAUUUCCACCCCUGAGACCUCUUCACAAACUUCUACUGCCACUUUAAGAAAUGGUGAUGAAAGUACGAGCGUUAAAGAAUCAAACAGUGCUGCCUCCACAGUACAAGUGGGGUUUCAGUUUGGGAGUAGUUUCAGUUCAAGAGUGGACAAAUCCCAGAGUCAAAAGCUUGAGGAUUCCAGCAAAGGAGGUUCAGGUUCUUGUCCUGAGCAGCAACAGAAGCUUGGCUUCGGCUUCUCAUCUUUGACUUCAUCAUCAUCGCUAGCUCCUUCGUCAAAUCCUCCUUCAAACUCCUUUUCACCUCAAUCACCAUCUAUGAACAUAAACCCUGCAGAUCCACCAACUGCCAAGCCAGCUCCAGGCUUAUUCAGCUUUGGUGCCACUACACCUGGUGCUUCUGCAGCUAAUACAAACACAGGGCUAGGCAUGGGGAGAAGCUUCAGUGACCUUUCUAAUUCGACCCCCAUUGUGAAUGGAAGAUUUGGAUCAGGCCUGGAUGUGCAGUCUCCAAAAGACAAAACUACUCAGGGUGGACUGAAACCUUCUGAAGGAUUUGAUGUUGGUGCACCAGCAGCAGUAUUUGGCGGUUUUGGUCAGCCAGCAGUCACUGCUCCAAGUUCUACCACCAGUCUAUCUCAGACACUGUCUUCUUACAAGAGAUCUGUAGAUUUCUCAGAUUCUGAUGCUUCAAGUGCAAAGUGCUUAUUUGGAGUUGGCUCUGCAAACAACGAGGCGGCUACGAAUGGACUGUUUUCCUAUGGAACAUCAAGUGCAACUGCAUUUGGCUCGGUUACAACCCCAAGUGGCCGCAGUUCUUCAGGAGGCUUUUCAGGUUUUGGUGUGUCCACCGCAGCCACGAAUCUGACUGGUCUUUCUUCUCCAGGUGGAGGCUUUCAGAUGGGUGCAGCAACAGGGUUUGGCCAGUCACCAGCCAGUUCUGUAACCCCAGCUGUGUCAGUCCCUACGUUUGGUUUCUCUGACAAGGCUCCUGAUGCUAGUUCUGGCCCAGCAGGUGGAUUUUCAUUUAGAAUGGAGGCACCAAACUUCAACUUUGGGUCAAACCAGACUUCCUCCGGAAGUUCAACGUUUCAAUUUGGUGGAAAACCGACUGAAGUUUUAGGCUCAGCCCAGACCAACACUCAAGGGUUGUUCCAGUUUAGUGGUGGCCCAGCACCUGCCGUGCUGCCUGCAGUAACUGAUGGACAAGCCUUUGGUGGAGCCCCUGCUGGUGUGGGCAGCUUUAGUAUAGGUUUCAACAGUUCAAGUGAAAACAGUGGAAGAAAGGUGAAGAAAGCUCUCAGGAGAAUAAAGAAAUAAUCAUCAUGCCAUGCCAGUGGUAGCAGCAACCUAGAGAACUCGUGCUCUUUGUGUCAGCCCAGCACUAAGACUGCAUAUAGUUCCCUCAAGUUUCAUCAAUUUAAAUGUUUUCUCUCAAACAUUUGAUGAAACACAGAAGCAUAUGAAAAUGAGGUUUGACAAUUGUAUUGAUUUCUUUUCUAGUGAAGACACCCAGGAUGUUGUUUUUAAAUAAAGCUGUGAUUGUAGAGGUGCUUUACUUAUAAAAUCCUCCUGACAUGGUGUGGAUUUUCAGGGGCAUCCUUGAGUCAUAUGUUAAAAUUGAUAAUUUAAUUUAACCCUAACUCUGGCAAGUGGUUUCAACAGGAAUGGCUGGGCUAAUCAGCCAAAACGUGCACAUGCUUUACAAAUCAAAUUUAUGGACUUAUAUCAAAUAAAAAACCCUACAAAAGUAUAUAUUUUCUGAAAGAUAAUUGAAUGAACUUUUAUAUUUUGCCAUUGAACAUAUGAUUUGAUUUAAUUUUCAAGGGGUUAUGUAACUUUGGAGUCCAAAAUGGCUGACAUAAAAAAUUUACAUGCUCAUUAACAUAUUCACCAAUCUAAUGCAUUUCCUGUUAUAAAAAAUGUGAGAUAGCAGAAAUAUGGGUUUUUCAAUUACCUUUCAGAAAAUGUAUAGUUUUAUAGGUUUGAGAAGAACAGGUAAUGAGUUAUGACUGUUUCAAUUUGUCAUGUGGUCUGUUUCGAGCGCAGCUAAUACUCGCUAAUUUUAUACCAUACUCAACAUAAAAACACUCUAAGUACAACCAUGUGGUUUUCAGCAAUCUGCUGGUAGUCUGUAAUAAUUAGUAUAGCAAAAGGAACCUACUUUACUCUAUAGCUCUCCUUUUUCUGCCCCUAUUAGACUCCCAAAGUAGUAGAAUCUAGAUCUAGUGUUCCAUUUGAAAGAGAAGUUGGGGCAGGAUGAGAACUGGUACAUGUAUCCCCAUUGUCUGUCAGAUCUAAUCCCAAUCUUGACUGAACACCAAUAUAUCCACCACUAACAGUGUCUGAAUUACUUUCCCUAGUCAAUUCACUUUCAAAUGUAUCUAAAAAAGAUCGAUUUUUGGCCAUUAGUGGCUUGUGAUUCAACAAGCUUUCAAAACAUCCCUCUGUUUUGAAAGCAAAAUACUCUUCUCCUAAGCCAGAAUGGUAGAAAUAUUCUGAUUGGUUGGAGAUUAGUAUUUUAGCCAAUCAGAAAUCACCUUAGGAAGCCCCAAAUAUUUAGUUGGAAGGCAGAAGCAGCAGUUUACUAUAUGGUCCUAUGAGAUCGGCCCUGCCAGUUUCAUGGCAGGAAAUGGGCCGAUCUAAUCGGCCCUUGCCAGAGUUAGGGUUAAACACCUAACACUAAUGGAUAGCCCUGAGAUUUUGAAAUUCUUAAAUCAGUGGUUUCUAUUACACAAAAUGUCUGUUAUUAUGUUUCCUUGCAAGUGUAAAAAUACACACACACGCCCAUUUUAAAAAAGAUUUGGGAGGGGGGGUGUUGGUUAUACACAUACACUUGUUGUACAGCUUUGUUGUUGUUACAGUUGGCUUAAAAAAAAAAAAAAAAAAAACAAUAUUAAAGUGUCAGUAUGUGUAUAUGAACAUGUUCAAUCAUUCUUUCCUUUACUCCAGCGCUCAUUCCCAAACUACUUGUUUCAGACAAACCUUGCCAGAUACAGUUUUGUAUAGGAAUUGACACAGUGUAGAGAAGGGCAGCAUGAGUUUGAAAGCUAUGUCCUGCUUUUGAAAGUAGUUUGGUUAGGCAGGUUCUUGUAUAGUUCCCAGCUAGAAGUGCCAUGAAAGGUUUUUUUUUUUUUUUAAUGUAAUAUUUUGUUGCAGUGAGUUAAUUACAGAGGCGUACAGCACAUCAUCAUAGUUGGUAUUUCUUCUCUGUCUGUUGGUCCAUAACAGAAUAUUUUACUUUGUAAUGAAUUUCAUUACGUACACAAACAAAAAAGGUAUGCCAACUUCCUGAGAGGUACUAUUGCCUGUGUCAGUAUAUUUAUUCAUUACUAUGAUUGCUGUUUUAUCCCUCAAGUGGUAAGUCUUUUAUGUUUGUGAGUAAAAAUGACCAGGAGUUCCCAAUUUCCAAUGCCCAGGUUGCACUUUUUAAGAAAAAAAAUAUGAAAGACACAGCUUUCAUCCUGAAAACAGAAGCAUCUUGUAGUCUCUGAAAAGCUAUUUUAAAUUUGGAGUGAACAAUGUACAGUCGACUCCUCGCGUCCCAGCACAUUUUUUUUAUGCAGGUCCCAAAGAUUAAGUUGAACUUCGGAUGAGCUUAUCUUUUUUUUUCACUCCUCCGACGACAUUAACUCAUCCAUGUUGACUGUAUUGUUUUUAUAUAUAUCAUAUUGCGCUUGUUAGCUUUUGGUUGAUCACUCCCCUUCAUCUGCCGCCGCCGCCCCCCCCCCCCCCCCCCCCCCCUUUUUUUUCCGACUUUCCAUGGUGGAUUUGGGGUAAUUAUCAGCCAGUAGGUAUAGCACAAAGCUCAUAGAAGGGAAAAUAGGUGGGGUCCGGGUUUACAGAAGAAAAGUUUCAUGAUUAUUUUCUCUUUGAGCCUGGUGUCCUGGUGGGGGACUGAUCUGCCUUGGGAAAGACGUUUGUUGUGUAUAUAGAGAGAUAAACCUCUAAACAAAGUGAGGAGUCCACAUUUCGAGGCUCCUUGUUUGUGUCUUGCUUUUUCCUCUCUUUUCUCGUUUAAUCAACUUUUAGAGCUUCUCAACUAUAUCACUUCAUUUGUGAUGCAUUUUGAUAAAGUUGAACUCGGAUUCAACGAAUUCGUCAGGCCUGGCCUGCAAUUUCGUCGAAUCCGAGUGUUCGUUAUAGUGUUCAUGUCUUGACUGGAUUUUUUCCCAGGUUCCCUUGCAAUUCCAUCUUACACAGGUUCGACUGCACAUUAAAAAAAUAUUGUGGUUUGAGUCAUUUAGGUAUAAUCAAUUAGGUAAUAAUAAGCCUUUGUCCAGAGCUAGUUCCUAGCAGGGAUAAAAGAUUAGAUCUAAAUCUUCUUAUAUAGAGAGAGAAAGAGUAAAUUGCCUCGAUGUCCUUGCAAAUGAAGUCUAUUACCUAAAGUUAAGUGAAAUACCUCUCAUUUUAUCACUACAUAUUUAAUCAUUAGAAAUCGGAAGGGAAAUAUCAAAAUAGAACUAAUUGCUGGGUUAAUGAAAACAAGAUGAUGUUUAGGGAAAUAUCGACAGGCCUUUGUUUAGAUAUUUAGGUCAUUUUGCUUGCGAGUAUACUCAUCUGUGGUCCCAUAGGUGUUACAAGCUACAUUUACUUAAUUUUUAAAACUGAGAAAAUUAUUCAUCUGUAGGGCAGGUAGUUUUUUUUUUUUCACUUACUACUACUUGUUUAAAUUAAAACUAAAGCACAUCUUGUACUGGUCUGUCCCCUUCGUUUUAUACAAGAAAAAUUAUAAAAUUAUGCAAACUGAGCCCAAAAAUGGGAAAUUAUGCGAUUCUGUUAAUUUUAACAAAGAAUGAUAAAGGAAAAUAAUCAGAUAUUAUGCAAAAAAUGAUAAAAUUUUGCUAAAUUAUGCGGGGUGCAUAACAUCACGGGGACAGACAGGUUAAACUUACGAAAUUUUUGUCCAACACUAGUGCUGGGGAUCGACUUAGAUUUUUGUUACUGGUUUUCUUAGCCAACCACUUGGAAGUAACUGGAUACAAUUGGGUAGACCUGGAUACAAUUUGGCAGACCUGGAUUUCAGGCCUGCUUAGUGACAUAAUCUUAAACCCAUAGUGCUGGUUGAUCUAGGUCCAGAUCUAAACUAGUUUAAAAAUGAAUUUGGCUCUGACUCACAGGGAUUUCCUGUCUGGAUUUGCUACUUGCAUUUCUGUGUCCCCGUUGCCAAUACUAUGCCCGAGUUCUAUAAGCUCUGUUGUGUCUACAUUUACUUCACCCCUCCACUGCUCCAUCUCAUAGAAAGCUGGCCCGAGCCUAGGGCCUGACUUAAACAAAGAAAGUCAUUCAUACUGGGAGGUUUCUGUCCAGCACUUGUCAAAUCGCAGUGUGAGAAAGUAGAAAGAUAGGGAAUCACAUUUUUAGAAUUUGAAAAGUUCCUUCAAGACAUCUACAUGAAACUGUACUAUGUCACUGAAAUCAGUCUAGAUAUAUUUUGCAGUUCACUCAUUAUCAGAGUUCAAUAAAGUAAAAUACUUAAGGAUUGUGAAUACAUGGUCUUCAGCUCAUAAGCUUGUCCUGGCGACAAAAAAAGUUUGUUGAUCUCGUUAUUUCCCAAAUCUGUAAUUACUUUUUACAGUGUUGCUUUUUCCUUUGCAUGUUCAUUGUCAUUUGCUUAAAAAUGUUUUUAAAAUGCCCCAGAGGAGGCUGGUCUUUCAUUAGGUCAUGUAAUAAAAGUUUGAUUGGAUUACAAAAG
Molecule: messenger RNA, 8833 nt
Organism: Aplysia californica (California sea hare)
Lineage: Eukaryota; Metazoa; Mollusca; Gastropoda; Aplysiida; Aplysiidae
Product: nuclear pore complex protein Nup153
Exons: 25
Coding region: 127-4458 (1443 amino acids)
Biological process (GO): protein import into nucleus; RNA export from nucleus
Cellular component (GO): nuclear pore
Molecular function (GO): structural constituent of nuclear pore
Source: RefSeq, a predicted model, not a curated record